This is a messenger RNA of Geodia barretti, 1265 nucleotides long. NCBI's taxonomy places the organism in Eukaryota, Metazoa, Porifera, Demospongiae, Tetractinellida, Geodiidae. The record is from the annotation of a GenBank genome assembly.
GGACCACCGUGAAGAAAAAUGGGAGAGGAGGAGAGAUUUGAGUUUCAUCAGCUGCCGAGGGACGUUGAAAGCGAGGUUCGAGCUCAAGCGAAGGACACAGCGGAGCUCUUUGAGAAGUGGUGCGAAAACUCCAACUCUGGAGCUGUCAAAAACACCAGCAUAUUGACUGACCACAGGGGUCUGAGUGGGAGGAUGAAAUUUGCAACUUUCCUGUACAACAGUCACUUUCAGUCCUACCAGAAGGAUUCGUUUACACUGGAUUUCUUCCAAAGCCCCGUAGUAAACUCUGUUUUAACAAUGCCAAGCUCCAGUGGGCACCCUGCCCCACUGUCUAUGGCGUCUGCAGUGACAUCAGUUGAAGUGGACCAAGUUCCAUGUACCCUUCUAUCAAUGAACUUCUUCGAUAGACUAAAGAGCAGUGGUAUUAUUACAAUGAUCUUUGUGUGUUCGUCUCAAACCUUGACUAUAUUAUAUUAUAUUACGCACAGGAAUAGUACGAGAGAAUGGAGCCAUAGUCAAGUGUUUCGAUGAAAUGUACGACAAUUUCUUGGUCUCAGAUGAACUAAGAAAGGUCAAUCUAAAUCUGGACACCACUGGGAGUGUCAUUAUUAGUGAGGUGUCCUUAUUUCAGAGAGUAGCAAGAACUGCAAGAAUAAAUGGUUCCCAUAGUUAGAGGUGUCAUGAUUUCCGGGGUGUCCUUAGAGAAUGGGACACACAAAUAAUUUAAAACAUUUUUUCACACUUUGUGUAAUAGGUACUGAUAAUAAAGGAUAGCGAGAAUUACGACGUAUUCGGUGCCAAGGAUCGCUCGGAGUUUCUAUUCAAAGUAUUCACACACAUCACGCUGGGCGGUCCUGUCAACCAGUACGAGGACGAGGUGAAGCCCUACCUUUCGACGGGCAAACUCCUCUAUAAGACACUGUUAACGGUAGUGAAGAAACCGUCUACUAGCAAGUUAUCUAUUGCCUCAACGGUACUGGAUGUUAAAGCUAAGGUGGAUGAGGAUGUUGUGUUUCCUUGGCGACAGGUAGACGGGGGACACCCCCAGUCGUUUUGCUAUCUAAUCAUAGACAAUAUAAAGAGACAGGUCACAGCAUGGUACCAUACUUGGCACUAACAAACUCCCUAUACUUGAGCAAUAUCAACUUCUGUGUUCUUAAAAUAGGUAUAUAUAUAUAUAACACAAAGAGGGCGUACCCACCUAGUGUAUCGAAUUACAUAAGACACUCGUAUUGUGCUUGCUGAGAAUGUGUUGAUAGUAAUGG